AUGGGCUCAGGAGACCUAUUUUUCCUGCUUGAGACGAACGAUGACCGACAGAGCCUGACUCGAGGGCUGCGUCCGCACUGCAUUCGCGAAAUGGACAAACAGCUACCUCCAUCGUCUUCUCGUGAGCUCGGCCGCCGACUCGCUCUUGCUUUGCGAAACGAAACCCCCAGCCCGUCAGACAGUUUCGCGCCAUCCCUUCAACCCAGUCGUCCCUGCCGGCAUGCCACCAUCCACCUCUCCGUGCUUUUUGGUCUACCCACCUCACCAAGAUUGGCGCUAGGGAAAUAUUGA
Molecule: messenger RNA, 291 nt
Organism: Protopolystoma xenopodis
Lineage: Eukaryota; Metazoa; Platyhelminthes; Monogenea; Polystomatidea; Polystomatidae
Source: the annotation of a GenBank genome assembly